AUGGCGGCUCAGCUGAGGCGUAUCUUACAGCUCAAUAGCUCAGGCGCAGAUGUCGACGCUCAAGUCGUGAAGGAGAAGAACGCGCAGAUUGGCGACAACUUCUCAGUCGAAGGUGUCACGGUAUAUCAAGAUGCCAAUGGAGCUCCUGUGGAACAGGUCAGUCCCUUGGGCUACCACGUUGGCUGGUAUGGAAUCUUGUUCUUGAAUGUCAGCCAGAUGGUCGGUACAGGAGUGUUCAGUACUCCUGGAAGUAUCCUUCGCGCCUUGGACUCUGUCGGUAUGUCAAUGAUGUACUGGUUCUUCGGAGCUAUAAUCGCAGCGGCUGCAUUGGCCGUAUUCUUCGAAUACGCGUCUCUGUUUCCGCACCGCUCUGGUGGUCAAGUGGUCUAUUUGGAGCAGGCCUUCCCCAAGCCGGCAUUCCUUUUUGCCACCAUGUACGCUUUUAUCACGGUCAUAUUCUCGUUCUCGAGCAGUAAUGCCGUUGUUCUUGCUCGGUAUAUCUACCGCGCCGCGGGCUACCAAGCUGGAGAAUGGGCCAACAAGGGGCUUGCGCUCGCGUCAUACACCUUGCUGGCCUUCUUUUGUUUGAUCUCCAACAAAUGGUCGCUGCGUCUCAUGAACCUGAUCUCGGCCGUAAAGCUGAUCAUUCUGGUCUUCAUCGCGAUUACCGGUUUCGUUGUCCUCGGGGGCGGCACGCACAUCAAGGAUCCGCGCGCAAACUUCCGGAACAGUUUUGACGGGAUUACAAACAACGCAAAUGACAUCGUCAGCGCUCUUGUAAACAUCAACUUUGCGUACACGGGAUACUCAAAUGCCUUCAAUGUUGUGGCUGAGAUCAAGAACCCGCUCCACACUCUGAAGCGAGUAGCCCCCCUUUCGCUGAUUAUCGUGUCGAUUCUAUACGUCCUCGCGAACGUUGCGUAUUUCGCUGCCGUGCCUGCUGCAGAGAUCCGCGAAUCUGGGGAAUUGGCAGCCGCGAUGUUCUUUGAGGCUGUCUUCGGAACCAAGGCUGCAAAGGGUCUUCCUGCACUGAUUGCCGUUAGCGCUGCAGGAAACAUCAUGGCAGUCAUUAUCGGUCACAGCCGCAUGAUGCGGGAGUGCGCGCGACAAGGUCUUGUACCCUGGCCGCACGUUUGGGCGAGUACCCGACCCUUUGGCACACCGUUCGCACCCACGCUGCUAAUGUGGUUCCUAACGGUCGUUGUCAUCCUUGCCCUGCCAUUCGGAGAUGCUUUCAACUUCCUUGUCGACCUUCGCAGCUAUCCCGACAGUGUGUUCUUGUUUCUGAUGGUUGUGGGCAUCUAUUUCAUCAGGCACCGCAGAAAGAGGGAGGGUCUCCCACCGGCCCCAUUCCGAGCCUGGCACAUUGCCAACAUCAUCUCGGCUGCUGUGUGCUUGUUUAUACUCGUCAUGCCUUGGUACCCUCCGGACGAGAACGACUACUCUUUCUGGUAUGCAACAUAUUGCGCUGUCGGCAUAGGACUGCUUGUUGGCUGCGCCUUUUACUACUUUGUAUGGAUCAAAUGGCUACCGAAGCUGAAGCACUAUUCGAUCAGAACCGAGACGUUGGUUUCCGACCAGGAUGGCAGUGUGUCGCAUCGUCUCAGAAAGGUACCUAACGCAGAGGUCGAAGAAUGGGACCGAACCCACGACGAGGCAGGUAAUGUGCUCUCCGAGGCGGGCGGUGCGAGGAGCGUGGACGGCAAUCAACACUUGUUGAGGAGAGUGAGAGUCAGCGAUAGAGAGACGGCUGACGGUGUUGUGCUUGAGACCAAGGUAUAG
Paraphaeosphaeria sporulosa is the source of this 1782-nucleotide messenger RNA. Its product is annotated as amino acid transporter. NCBI's taxonomy places the organism in Eukaryota, Fungi, Ascomycota, Dothideomycetes, Pleosporales, Didymosphaeriaceae. Gene Ontology annotation, molecular function: L-amino acid transmembrane transporter activity. Gene Ontology annotation, cellular component: membrane. The transcript is spliced from 4 exons. Gene Ontology annotation, biological process: amino acid transmembrane transport. Bases 1 to 1782 code for a protein of 593 amino acids. The record is from RefSeq and is a predicted model, not a curated record.